Fonsecaea multimorphosa CBS 102226 is the source of this 1722-nucleotide messenger RNA. RefSeq lists its product as uncharacterized. The coding region runs from base 1 to 1722 and encodes 573 amino acids. The record is from RefSeq and is a predicted model, not a curated record. Gene Ontology annotation, biological process: sphingosine biosynthetic process. The transcript has 3 exons. Gene Ontology annotation, cellular component: membrane; intracellular membrane-bounded organelle; cytoplasm. NCBI's taxonomy places the organism in Eukaryota, Fungi, Ascomycota, Eurotiomycetes, Chaetothyriales, Herpotrichiellaceae.
AUGGCCAAUGUUGACAUCUCCAGUAAUGCGUCGUCAGACCCCUUCACUGAUCAAGCAGCAAUCCAAGACGAACGCGAGACGGCCGCAGAGUCCACGCUGGGCGUCGGUCGAAAUGCCACCCUGACUCUCGGCACUGACGCGGUAAUUGUCCUAGAUGAAGGUCUCCGCACGAGCGAGGGAUUUGAUUGCUUUGGGCUCUUUUCUCAGAGAACCACCAAUACCCGGUCCAUUCCCUACUUUAAUGUCCUCUGGGCGGAGAUUGUAAAGAGCGAACUUACUGUUCAUUACGCAAGACCGACCUCCAAGUCAGCAAAUUCCCCUGUUCGCGUUGCAUACAUCAACUAUACCCUCGAGAACUCCACGGCGUUACUAGACAAGGCUGAAAGAUGGGUUGAGCGUCUGUUACGACGGGCGUAUGGCCAAGCUCAACGCAACAAAAGGCUGAAAGUUCUGAUAAACCCGUUCGGAGGCAAGGGAAAUGCGGUUAAACAGUACAGCAAAGAGAUUGAGCCUAUAUUUGCGGCCGCGCGAUGUGAGGUCGACGCGGAGCAGACAACGCAUCGUGGCCACGCGGCCGAGAUUGCUCAAAACUUGGACAUUAAUGCAUUCGACGCAAUAGCGAGCGUGUCCGGAGACGGACUUCCGCAUGAAUGUAUCAACGGCCUUGCGAGGAAAGCAAAUGCGGCCGAGGCCCUCAGAAAGGUGGCAGUCGUCCAACUUCCCUGCGGCAGUGGAAAUGGUAUGGCGUGGAAUCUGACCGGGACAGGGGAAUGCAGCACGGCCGCUUUGUGUAUUGUGAAAGGUGUACGGACCCCUCUAGAUCUCGUCAGCAUCACACAGGGAGACACCAGGACGCUCUCCUUUCUGUCGCAGUCGCUCGGCAUAGUCGCGGAAAGUGACCUAGGAACAGAGAAUCUUCGAUGGAUGGGGGAUGCCAGAUUCUACUUUGGAUUUCUCGUCCGCCUUUUGGGCAAGACGCUUUAUCCUUGCGACAUCGCUGUGAAGACCGAGAUUGAGGAUAAGCAAGAGAUCAAGAAGCACUACGCCCAGUACAUGGCUAAAAGGACGACUCAAGCCCCGAUCUCUCAUGGCGAUCUGGAUGGCCCGUUGGAUAUGUCAAAAAGUCUGGGACUCCCCCCGCUGCAAUAUGGUACCAUCAAUGAUCCUCUCCCCACCGACGCUGGCUGGACUCCUCUAUCCUUCUACCCCAACCUGGGCAACUUUUACUGCGGCAACAUGACCAUGAUGGCAGCUGACGCCCCUUUCUUUCCUGCUUCUCUCCCGUCGGACGGUCUGCUCGAUUUAGUCACCAUCGACGGCGACAUUCCCCGACGGAAAGCGCUUGACCUCCUGCUUUCCGUUCCCAAAGGCACCUUUUUCGACAAGGAAUGUGUGCGCGUCAGGAAAGUCAGCGCUCUCCGUGUGAUUCCGCGAUAUGGGACAAUGGCGGAGCCCGCAACUCAGAGUGACCAUCGACAGAAAAAGCGGGCCAAGGCGGCCGGCCAGAUCCAAUCCAAGAAGAAUGAAGAUCGAGAUGCUGGCCAUUUCUCCGUCGACGGAGAGAAGAUGCCCUUUGAGCCAUUCCAGCUUGAAGUCCACAGGGGAUUGGGCACGGUCUUGAGUCGACGCGUGGGAGUCUAUGAAGCCAUUGGGCCCAAGGGCUGGGAAGAAAUCAGUGUCGCGGCUCCUAGCGAUGCAAAUCAAAGUUCCAAAUCGAGGUAA